Molecule: messenger RNA, 1028 nt
Organism: Drosophila willistoni
Lineage: Eukaryota; Metazoa; Arthropoda; Insecta; Diptera; Drosophilidae
Gene: Ctr1B
Product: high affinity copper uptake protein 1
Exons: 2
Coding region: 105-626 (173 amino acids)
Biological process (GO): copper ion transmembrane transport
Cellular component (GO): membrane
Molecular function (GO): copper ion transmembrane transporter activity
Source: RefSeq, a predicted model, not a curated record
UCGUUUCGCUCUCAACAGCUAAGCAAGUGUCGUUCAACCGUAAAGAUAUAAAACUCUGCUUAAACUCGGCUUAAAUUGAAUUAAUUAAAUUCAAAUUAAACAGUAUGGAUCAUAAUCAUGGAUCGGAUACAUCAACUACCUCAUGUCAUUCCAUGUCUAUGUCGUUCCAUGCCGGCUAUACCGAGAUCAUAUUGUGGAAUGGUUGGACCACUAAAACUGUAGCCGAAUUUGUGCUGUCUGCCAUAGCCAUUUUUGUGGUAUCCUUUCUGUACGAGGCUUUGAAAUUUUUACGCCAGAACCUAAUGCGGAUUGAGGCCCGCAAGUUGGCCCAACGCCUGGCCGAGGAUCAGCGGCGAAAGAACAAUGUCAGCGAUUGCGGCGGCUGUUCGGACACUCCACUGGCCGAUCCCAGAGAGAAGACCUAUUGGCAACAAUUGGUGGAAUACUCACACAUUGUCCAAUCCUUACUUAAUCUGCUGCAAAUCAUUGUCUCCUAUCUGCUGAUGUUGAUCUUCAUGACCUACAACUAUUGGCUCUGCUUGGCUGUGGUUUUAGGUCUGGGAGUGGGUUACUUCUUCUUCGGUUGGAACAAGAAGGAUGCCCAAGAGAGUGAAUGUUGUCCUUAGUAGAGUUAAAUGUAUAUUUUGUUGCUUGUUUUUUGUUUUUAAUGUUGUAUUUUAUUACAGAGUUAUGUUGGCCAUUUUACCAAAUAGUAAUUAAUGCAAAAAAAACAAAAAAAAAAUACAUUUUAACUUAAAUACUUACAAUUUUAUUUGAUAGUUAUACUUGAUUACAUAUUUACUUAUGUAUAUAGCAUAAAUUAGUCAACUAGUUUACUUAGUGAGCAAAAUGUACAAAUAAUUAUGAGAAGAAGGAUCCUAAAUAUAUGUAUGUGUAUAUUUUGGAUAGAUUUAUAUAUAUAGAUAGAUUUAUAGUAUUUUUUACAUGUAACAUACCAUAACAGACUCAAUACUUUCCAUUUUUACAAAACUCAAAAAGAAAUUAUGAAAAAUAUAUAAAUGUUUUUA